AUGCCUCGAAACCACACUGCUGCUGCCACGACCCUGCGCAACCGCAACCGCGUCACCAACAAAACUCGCCUCAAGGUCGUCCGCGGGAACAUCGAUGCCGAUCCGCUCGUGCUCGACGAGGAGGAGGAGAAGGCUCGGGUCGUCUCUACCGCCGGCGUCGACGCCGAGGAUGCCAACGAACACCAUCUGCAGGCCGUCCUGUCUGCUGCUUCACAGAGACAGCACGCCAACGCGCAGCGAACGUCGCGUGGCGGAAAUGAGAAGGCGAAGGAGGAGAAGCAAGCUUAUAUCCCCGUCCCCGACUCUAGAGAAGUAUUGGAAGGGUACUCAGAUUUAUAUCCACCUGGACGAUGGACAGACCCGUUCAAUUACAUCCGCUCGUCCGAUUCGGUCGAAGAAUCGAUCAAGGAUGCCAUUGCCAAUGGGUUCACCUAUUACAUGGAUGAGCGCGACCAGGAAUGGUUAGAGAAGAAUAAUGAGGAAGCCCGAGGGGAAGGCACCAGCGCGCAGGGCGCCGUUUCCUCCGGUGGCACAACGACGCGCUCAGGCCUAGGACGGGGCGGCAAGGGAAAGGGCAAGGAGCCCGAUGUCACGUCUCCUGUCGCCAUGUCGGAGGAAGAGUUCGAGUUGGUCAUGGGCAUCUUCGAGAAAGUGACCCAUGACAAGACCGAGUAUCUUCAUCACGGCUUGGAGCAGGGCAUGGCUUUUCCGCCGUUCUCAGACUACCAGGAGACGUUUGCGACGAAGCUGCCUGCAUCCAUGUUCGCUAGUUUUGUGGUGCCCGAAUGGGUGCCGGAGCCUGCGCAGUUGCUACGUCUGGCGAAAGUUAUCUACCCGUACUGGCGCGAGCGUCGGAUAGAACGCCGCGGGCAUAGGAUCAUACCUUCCCUCAAUCUCGACGAGGCGGACAGCAAGAACGAGUCAUUCAUCUGUUUCCGGCGACGAGAGCUGAAGGCCGUCAGGAAGACCCGCGCCUCCCAAGUCUCUUACUCCGAAAAGCUCGUUCGCUUGAAGUCAGAACUUGCGCUGUCUCUAGAUUUGAGCGGGCAUGUUCGGACACGAGAGCUCCUCAAGAGGGAGGCGGCCCAGCAAGCGCAGCAAGUCUGGGAGAAGCGGCUCGCCUUCGUGGAGCUCCGGACGAGAUUCCCGUCGCUGGCGGUCAAGGAAGACGAGGAGCUGCUCUUCGACAAGGAGCGCGUCGCGAAGAAGGCCAAAACAGACGGUCUGUCCGGUCGUCUGCCCCCGUCGAUCAAGCUGCGCACUCGAGACACCGGGGAACUGGGAUCGCCAUCGCCGCUUGUCGAGGCUGCUAUCAAGCCCCGCGAGCGUGCCGCGGCGAUCACUAAACAGAUCGAGAGGGACCUUGCGCAGCUCAAGGAGAAAGAUCAUCAUUGGGAGGAUGGCAUCGACAAUCCCUAUCAACCUCCGCAGGUCUCCCUCAUCCAGAGGCACUACAAGUUCGCGACGAACUCGCCCUCUUCUCCGGAUGAUCUUGGACCGCCCGAAUAUCGCGCUUUCCGUAGGCGUCCUGGUCGCGGCGGGCGCACCUGGGUGGAACGUCGAAUCCGGACAACGAGAUUCGGCGGUUCUGAUAAUACUAUGUGUGACUAUACGCGAUACGGGCCGCGGUUCCCUGACAGGGAAGUGGACGAGGCCGAGGAGCGGGAGCGCGCGUGGCGCCUGACGGAGCGGUGGAAGUACGAUGCCGACGACGAUGUGCCGGUCUACGGCCCCGAUGGUCCUGAGGAAUAUGAUCGUGUUCUGGUUGACGAUUAUGAUCCAAAGUACAUGCGACAGGCGAUGAGUCUACUUGGGGAACAGGAUAUUCAAAGCCUCACGAACGAUCCGUCCCUGACUAUCACGAACUCGGAGGGCCGUCAGCAAACUGUGAUACCUUUCAAGCUUGGUGUACCGAUGUCAUUGCGACGCGAUCCCCAGAGACAGCACCCCAUGCCUCCGCCCCACCCGUCAGCCAUGCAUCCGAAUGGUAUUCCGCUGACUAUGCCACCGGGCGCAGCUGGUGCUCCAGUGUCGUUGCCGACCCAUUUGAAGAUGAUGCAGGGCCCGGUCCGGAUCUCGUCUGGUGUCAACCUACAGCGCAGUAUGCCUACUAUGCCUAUAUCGCAGCCGAAUGUACCGACGUUGCAGUCUUCGCCGCCGCAUCAGACGCCGUCUCAGCCUGUCAAUCUCAGUGCUUCGGGGCCAAUUGCUGCCAGUAAUGCCAUCGCGGAUGGCAAUAAUUCUGCUGUCCCCAACGGGCACCAUGGAACGACGCAGUAUCAGCCAGGACAGGUUGAUGGUAGCCAGCUCUCAGAUCGUCCGUCUUCGAGCGCAUCGAACGGCUCUCCCGUGCGGCCAAGCUCGCAGAACCAGCACCCGUCCGUGCCCGUCAAUGGAUUACAUGUUCCUGCUGUCAACGGAUUUCCAAACCUCCCAAACGGCUCUCCGUACACCCACCAUAGCAAUCUCAGCCCGCAGCAGGUCGAAGUCAUCCAGAAAGUCUUCGCUCCCAACGUCCAACCAGGUCAAGCAUUCUCGCUGCCUGUGAACCCGGGCAAUAUGCAGGGCCGUCCAGCGGGUGUCUACGUCCCCAACGGUGCUAAUUUCAAUGUUCCUUUAAGCGGCUCGCCCAUCAAUCUGAAUCUGCCGCCAAAGCGGCAGAUGCAGUGGGCGAAUCAUCAUCCCCACCGACCACCGUCAGUGAACGGCCAGCACGGCAACGGUAUGGACGCCAGUCAGCUUAUUAAUAUGAACGGUUCGAUGUCUCCCCCGAAUCAAAACAUCAACAUUCCGCAUUCUAUACCGGGCGUACCUGGCCGUGUACCUUCGCGCGGCAUGGUCGCUCGCCCUCCGAGCGUUGUGCAGGGUCCACAGGGCAAUAUCACGCACCUCACCCCGCACACGUCCUCCCCGCUCCUGCAUAAUGUAAAUAUCUCCUCUCCCCAGCUCCAUUCGUCGCCACCUCGUCAAACGCAUACACCCAUGACAUCGCCGUCCAUGCAGCACCAACAGACGCAGCAAAUGGUUGGAGGGGCUGCCAAUGGGUUCUAGUGAUGAAGGGUUUUGCGUCUUGGGUUAGUCGAGUUUCCUGCCGUCGUCUACUUGUUUCGUUGUCUCGUUGUCGCUCUUGCAUUUUCCUGUUCAGUCCAGCUUAACAUAUGUAUACUAUAAGUCGAAAAUAUUUGCCUCGUUAUACCUAUGUCGUAUGUGAGAUACCAGGAUCAGUCGCCUGUAUAUAUGCACGUUGA
Gloeophyllum trabeum ATCC 11539 is the source of this 3248-nucleotide messenger RNA. RefSeq lists its product as uncharacterized. The transcript has 7 exons. Gene Ontology annotation, cellular component: piccolo histone acetyltransferase complex. The coding region runs from base 1 to 3051 and encodes 1016 amino acids. Lineage: Eukaryota; Fungi; Basidiomycota; Agaricomycetes; Gloeophyllales; Gloeophyllaceae. Gene Ontology annotation, biological process: regulation of transcription by RNA polymerase II. The record is from RefSeq and is a predicted model, not a curated record.